AUGAAGGUAGCAAAUGUUCAACUGACAGGUGAAAGAUGUGACAUUGUAUAGAUAUAUAAGGUAAAACAGUUUUCAAUGGCAAAUUACAGUUAUUUCUUUUCUAUUAAGAGGCUGAUAUUACGUGACUUUUCUUACAGAUUGGUCUGGAAGAUGUUAUGCUCAUUUAGGAUUGCAAGCUGAAAAUAAAUCCACAAAUUCAGAAUGAAAGUAGAAAAACUGUUACUUUCAUUUGUAGCUUUCAUGUUUUUGUCCGCAUGGAAUGUACGUAGUCUCGAGGGCAGAUAUCUAGAAUUCAUAACCGCUGAGUGCAAAAAUCGCUACAAGUGCACUUCGCCAACUAGACACACAGCAUUUAACGAAACAAAUUGCGAAUGUGACCACUUAUGUUCGAUAUUCAAUGACUGCUGCGAAGAUUCUCUCUACCGUACGUCUACAAGUCAGGUGAGUCGAUGGACGUGCAUGCCCUUUGGAAAUGAACCCAACAUGGGAGCCUAUGCUGUUAACAAGUGCUCUCGAGAUUUCACUGGACCCCAGGAACUGCAACACAAAUGCCAGGAUGAAAAUGAUAUCAGUGAUCCUCUAUUUUCCAUUCCGGUGACGGAUGUUUCCCUACAUUUAACAUAUAAGAACAGAUAUUGUGCUGAAUGUAAUUUUGUGCCCCCAUCUAGUCUCAUAUCGUGGUUAGUCUUACUAGAAUGCAAGAGUCUGGAAUAUAUCUCAGAUGUCGCCGAUAACUAUAUAUGGAAUAACCUCAAGUAUAGAUCUGACGUAGGACAAUGGGGAGUGGAACUUAACAAUGACACUAACCAAUUUCACUCGUGCAACCUAAUCUUCGAUAUGCCUUUUUAUCUUAGAAAUGACGUCAGGUUAUGCCGGGCAAACUUAGUGUCAACCUGCCCUUCUACCUGGAGGCAAUUAUCGGUGAAAAAAGCUUGCGAAUCUUAUAUGGCGAUGGUUUACAAGGCUGGAAAUGAUGAUCAAGCUUUCAGAAAUCCACAUUGUGCCCUCUGCAACGAUAUAAGUGCGGACGUUCUUUCUUGCGAUAAAGACAUUUCUGCCAGGGAAAUAAAGCCAUUCUCUUUUUCUCUUUUAUUAGACUUUAAUCUAAGAGACGGAAACUAUGUGGGAAUGACAGAGUGCCCAAAAGAUCACCUAUAUGAUCCAUUUUUCAAGAAGUGCCGGAAGUUGGUAUGUAGUUUUCCAGGGUACUCUUUGGUAAAUGGUCGAUGCGUACGAGAGUGACUUUAUAAACCACACUCAUUUUUCAAAACGUUCCUGUUGCUAAAUAUGUGUUUCAACAUAAAUUGGAUAUUUCAGUCGUAUUAAACUUGGGUUUCUGAAAUAUGUUAAAUAAAAUACCAUGUGGAGUACUUUUUGGAA
Messenger RNA from Stegodyphus dumicola, 1380 nucleotides. RefSeq lists its product as uncharacterized. The record is from RefSeq and is a predicted model, not a curated record. Lineage: Eukaryota; Metazoa; Arthropoda; Arachnida; Araneae; Eresidae.